CAAACACCCAAUUUUACUCAUUGUCUUUCAUGCAUUCUCUCAUUUAAUUCUCAUUAAAUACCUUGAAAUGGGUCUCAUUGCCAACUUUAUUUUACAGAGAGAAGAAAUGGGGUUUUAAGAAGUUAGGUCAGGACUUCGUGUAUGGAGACACUUGAAAUACAAGUUAUUGCUAUGAUGAAUUAAUGCACAGGAUAUGUAUACAAUUCAAUUUUACUGCAAUUUCUUUUCUGUUUAACACUCUGUCCCAUUAUUCCUUCUUAAUACAGGGCAUCUCUUAAUUCCCAAAUAAUGUCAAUGGAAAAUAGAACAGAAAUCAAUCAGUUCAUCCUGCUAGGACUAACCAAUGCUCUGGAGCUUCAGUUCCCCCUCUUUAUAAUAUUCACUCUCAUUUACCUCAUCAAUGUGCUUGGGAACCUGGGGAUGAUUGUGUUGAUUUUAUUGGACUCUCGUCUCCACACUCCCAUGUAUUUGUUCCUCAGUAACUUGUCUCUGGUGGACCUUUGUUACUCUUCAGCUGUUACUCCUACAGCGUUGGCUGGGUUCCUUAUAGGAGACAAUGUCAUCUCCUACAAUGCAUGUGCUGCUCAGAUGUUCUUUUUUGCAGUAUUUGCUUCUGUAGAAAAUUUCCUCUUGGCUUCAAUGGCCUAUGACCGCUAUGCAGCAGUGUGUAAACCCCUACAUUACACCAGCACCAUGACAACAGGUCUGUGUACAUGUCUGGCUAUAGGUUCGUAUGUUGGUGGUUUCCUUAGUGGCUCCAUCCACACUGGGGUCACAUUCCACCUCUCCUUCUGUAUGUCCAAUGUGGUCCAUCACUUUUUCUGUGAUGUUCCAGCAGUCAUGGCUCUCUCUUGCUCUGAUAGACAUGUUAGUGAGAUGAUUCUUGUUUUUGCAGCAGGCUUCAAUACCUUUUUUGCUCUUCUGGUUAUCUUGAUAUCCUACCUGUUCAUAUUUACCACAAUUCUAAAGAUGCACUCAGCUGAAGGAUAUCGGAAGGCUUUGUCCACCUGUGCUUCUCACUUUGUUGCAGUCUCUAUCUUCUAUGGGACAUGCAUCUUCAUGUAUACACAACCCAGCUCCAGUCAUUCAAUGGACACAGACAAAAAGGCAUCUGUGUUCUAUACUAUGGUCAUCCCCAUGAUGAACCCUCUGGUCUACAGCCUGAGGAACAAGGAUGUCAAGAGUGCAUUAGAGAAGGCUGUUGAGAAGGCAAAAUUGUUUCUAGGCUUAACUAUUUAACAUAGUAGAAUCCACAACAACCCAGUGUAUUCCCCUCAGACCUUCCCUGUGCAAUGGCUUACAGUUUCAGG
Messenger RNA from Loxodonta africana (African savanna elephant), 1310 nucleotides. RefSeq names its product olfactory receptor 5B3-like. Gene Ontology annotation, cellular component: membrane. Gene Ontology annotation, molecular function: G protein-coupled receptor activity; odorant binding; olfactory receptor activity. The record is from RefSeq and is a predicted model, not a curated record. Gene Ontology annotation, biological process: sensory perception of smell; G protein-coupled receptor signaling pathway. The transcript has a single exon. The coding region runs from base 289 to 1239 and encodes 316 amino acids. NCBI's taxonomy places the organism in Eukaryota, Metazoa, Chordata, Mammalia, Proboscidea, Elephantidae.